GAGUUGGAAAGUCACAACUAUUUCUUCGUUUCUACGAUGGCUUUUUUUUGCCCACCUAUACUAUUACCAGUGGAGCUGACUACAGAAGUAAAGAUAUUGCAAUGGACGAUAUAAAGAUCAGGAUCGAUACGUGGGAUGCUGUAAACCAACAGCAUUCUGACGUUAUAAUUCACGCAAAAAAAUGGUUCGAAUAUAUAAAGCAAUUUGUCUAUGAAGGAGCCAGUGUGAUCCUUGUUGGAAAUAAGUGCGAUGAGGUUGAAAAUAAGGUAAUCACUAAAGAACAAGGCCAAGCUCUUGCAGAUGAAUUUAAAGUCAAAUUUUUCGAAACAAGUGCCAAGCUUGACAUUAACGUUGAAGAAGCAUUCUAUACUUUAGUCAGAGAUAUUAAAGAGAUACUUAUUGAUCCAUAUCAAUUUGAACAAGAGACAACUACCAAAGAACAGAGUAAAGAGUCCGUAGAUGAUUCGAAAAUUAGCAACGUUAAACAAACAUUAUCUACUUUGGCUAGGGACGUUAAAGAAAUGAUUAUUGGUACCAAUCAAGUUGACGUAUCUUCUGAUAGUAUAUUCUACGAUGACAUUUUUAACAGUGCAGAUGAAAAAAGUGUAAACAAAGAUGAAUUCAAUUCGAAUAUCAGAAUAAAUGUAACAAGCACAACAAGCACAACACGUCAGCUAGAAGAUUUGAACAUUGAUAAUAAUAGACCUGCUAUUUCACAAUUAAGUGAAUUUAACUUAUUUGAUUUAAAAGAAUUCAAGUCGUCCAUAGGAAAUUUCGCAAACACCACAAAUAAUUAUAUCUAA
Molecule: messenger RNA, 803 nt
Organism: Dentiscutata erythropus
Lineage: Eukaryota; Fungi; Glomeromycota; Glomeromycetes; Diversisporales; Gigasporaceae
Source: the annotation of a GenBank genome assembly